UCCCGCGAUUUCGCGAGAGCGCGCGAGAUUUGUCUUCCUUCCGCGCCCCGCCCCCCCACCAACCAGGGGAGCGCUUUCCAACAUGGCGGCUGCCGAGUGAGGUACCGGAGCGGCCAUCGCGCGUCGGGCCUCGGAUCGGGGAAGCGGAUGGAGGCGGCGGGACCGGAGGGGAGCCUCGGAGGCCCCGUCGGGGCGCCGGGGAUGGAGGCGGACAAGGCGGAGGUGGUGUUGCCCGGAUUUAAGGACGCCGAUUCCUUCGUGAAGCAUGCCCUCGGGACCGUGGUGUCAGCCACCAAAGCGUCCAGUGGCCUCCCUCAGCCAGGAGACGAGUACGACUUCUACCGGAGCUUCCCUGGCUUCCAGGCCUACUGUGAAACGCAAGGAGACCGGCUGCUUCACUGCAUGAGUAGAGUGAUGCAGUACCAUGGAUGCCGCAGCCACCUCAGAGACCACAGCAAGGUGACGGAGCUAGAGGACAAAUUUGAUCUGCUGGUGGAUGCCAAUGAUGCCAUUCUAGAAAGAGUGGGCAUCCUCUUAGACGAAGCAUCAGGUGUGAAUAAGAACCAGCAACCGAUCCUUCCAUCAGGCCUGCAGCCUCCCAAGACCAUCAUCUCCAGCUGGAACCGCAAGAGCAGCGAGGGAGGCAAGCAGAGCCGACGGGAGACAUUCCGCCUGCUUCACGCCAAGAAUAUCCUCCGGCCCCAGCUCCGGUUUCGUGAGAAGGUGGAUAAUGCCAACACCCCUUUUGUCCCCAAGCUCUUCGUCAAGCCCAACGCUCUGAAGCCCCUGCCUGAAGUGCUCUCGAAAAGCCGGCGGGAACGGAAGGAGCGGCCUGAAGAUCUGGACGUCCCCCCUGCCUUGGCGGAUUUUCUUCAUCAACAGAGAACCCAACAGUCGGAGCAAGACAUGUUUGCUCACCCGUACCAGUAUGAACUUGAGCAUUUUUCACCGCCGGCAGAACUGCUCGAAAAACCACAAGUCCAGAUGUUCAGGCCUCUCGCAGAAACGCCCUGCCGUUUUAUUUCCACCUUGGACGACCUGGUGGAGCUGAAUGAGAAGCUGAGCACUUGUAAGGAAUUUGCUGUGGAUUUAGAGCACCAUUCCUAUCGGAGCUUCCUGGGCUUGACGUGCCUGCUCCAGAUUUCCACCCGCACCGAGGAUUUCAUCAUUGAUGCCUUAGAGCUGCGUGGUGACCUAUAUAUCUUGAACGAGCCGUUCACGGACCCCAAGAUCGUCAAGGUCUUGCAUGGGGCGGAUUCGGAUGUGGAGUGGCUCCAGAGGGACUUCGGCCUCUAUCUGGUGAACGUCUUCGACACCCACCAGGCCGCCCGGAUGCUCAACCUCGGCCGACACUCCCUGGACCACCUGCUGAAGCUCUAUUGCGGGGUGGAGGCCAACAAGCAGUACCAGCUGGCCGACUGGAGGAUACGUCCCCUUCCAGAAGAGAUGGCCCACUACGCCCGGGAGGAUACCCAUUAUUUGCUGUACAUCUACGACCGAGUCAGAGAGGAGCUGUGGGAAAGAGCCAACGGGCAGCCGGCUCAGCUCCAGGGGGUCUGGCAGCGAAGUACAACCAUCUGCUUGAAGAAAUACAUCAAGCCCAUCUUCACGGAAGAUUCCUACCUGGAUCUCUACCGCAAACAGAAGAAGCACCUCAACACCCAGCAGCUAACAGCUUUCCGCCUCCUCUUCGCCUGGAGAGACAAGAUGGCCCGCCAAGAGGACGAGAGCACAGGGUAUGUGCUGCCGAACCAUAUGCUGCUCAAGGUUUCCGAAGAGCUUCCCAAGGAGCCCCAGGGCAUCAUUGCCUGCUGCAACCCCGUCCCGCCCCUCGUUCGGCAACAGAUUAAUGAGCUCCACCUCCUGAUCCAGCAGGCCAGAGAGAUGCCUCUCCUCAAGUCCGAAGUCGCUGUUGGAGUGAAAAGGAGAGGGCCGCUUCGGAAGACGGAGAAGCCGGAAAACCACCUGUUUGGACCCCAUGACGCCUCGCAUGUCCCUGAAGCGGAGAAGCUGAACCACUCGCCUCCAGUUCCUGGGCCAGCUUUAGAAUAUGCAAGUCUUUUUUCGGAAUCGGAACGAGAGACGGACCAGACGGAUGGCUUGCAGGGGUCCCUCCUCCUGAGAGCCAGCAUCAGCAUUUUUAACGAGCCCGAAGGGAGAGGGGAAGAAGGAGAGGAGAGCUUAACGGUCCCACAGCGGAAAGCCCGCCGUAUCAUGGAGUCAUUUGAAAACCCGUUUCGCAUGUAUUUGCCAGCCGAACAAAGUUCUGCUCACGUCUCCCAGUCAGCCAAGUCCGAUCCGUCGUCGAAAAUCUACGAGAUCAGUAAUCGGUGGAAGCUGCUAAGCCAGGCACAGCUUCAGAGGGGAACAAGGAAAGAAGCCGCAAAGAAGAAGCCGCUCCAGCAGCCAGUGGCGGCCGACAAGGAGCGCAAGGAGGAAGCGGCCAUGGCCGUCUCGGUUCGCCAGAUGGCUGCGCUGGAGCAAGUCGGACGGAAGCGGGAGAAAGGAGAAAGCGACUCCGGGACAGAGACGCCUAAACAGGAGAGGAAAAAGGCCAAGCCCUCACAGCAUCUGGAGGAACCAGAGACCCCAAAGACAUUUACACCCUUUGAUUACAGCAAAUCUGACCUCCGGGAGUUUGCCGAGAGCAGUAAACCCAAAGCGUCCUCACAGUUUGAUCCUGCCAAGCAAAUCCAUACCGGCAAGAAAGGAGCUGGCAAAGUCCAGCAACCACCCGGUAGCCAAAGCAUGUCUUAUGUGACGGGGAAAUCCAGCAGAGGUUUCCGACAUAACUGGCCGAAGAGAUAAUACCGGGGAAGGAAGCAUUCGGAAAAUUCUGUGAAGUGGUAGCAUCAGAACAGAAUCCUUUUGUUUAGCAAGGGCAUCAUUGUUCGAUGUUACUGGUUUGGUUUUUUAAUGGGAGCUGUUCAUUUGGUGUGCUGUUGUUUUUUAAUUAAAGUGCUUUUCUUCCCCCCCCUUCAAAAAAAAUAUGGGGAAGGAAAACCUUUAUAGAUUUAA
Molecule: messenger RNA, 3018 nt
Organism: Pogona vitticeps (central bearded dragon)
Lineage: Eukaryota; Metazoa; Chordata; Lepidosauria; Squamata; Agamidae
Gene: EXOSC10
Product: exosome component 10
Biological process (GO): histone mRNA catabolic process; nuclear polyadenylation-dependent rRNA catabolic process; nuclear polyadenylation-dependent antisense transcript catabolic process
Cellular component (GO): nuclear exosome (RNase complex); nucleolus
Molecular function (GO): nucleotide binding; single-stranded RNA binding; 3'-5'-RNA exonuclease activity
Source: RefSeq, a predicted model, not a curated record